Rhipicephalus sanguineus (brown dog tick) is the source of this 1648-nucleotide messenger RNA. Its product is annotated as cuticle protein 10.9. Gene Ontology annotation, cellular component: chitin-based extracellular matrix. NCBI's taxonomy places the organism in Eukaryota, Metazoa, Arthropoda, Arachnida, Ixodida, Ixodidae. The coding region runs from base 144 to 602 and encodes 152 amino acids. The record is from RefSeq and is a predicted model, not a curated record. The transcript has 3 exons. Gene Ontology annotation, molecular function: structural constituent of chitin-based larval cuticle.
GGAUUGGACCGCGUGCCGGACGACGCGAGGAUCCUUCGAGGGACGGGUAUAAAAGCGACUGUCCGCCACGCAGAGAUCAUCACAUCUUCACUUUGCUCUCUUCGCCUUGUGGUUGGGAACAGCUGCCCCUAUCCUCCGACAAGAUGAUCAAGAUCGCCGCCAUCCUUGCUCUGGCUGUUGCCGUCCAGGCUGUCCCACUGAGGUUCAACGCCGAAGGCGACCUCGACACCGCCGCUCAGACCUUCCGCGCCGUCGCUGCCUCCGAUGACCCACUGAGCCAGCCAAUCCCAUACUCCUUCAAGCACGAGUCUUCCACCGAUGAGGGCACCCACACCCACGAGGAGACCGGUGACGGCAACGGCCGCGUUUCUGGCAGCUACACCCUGACUCUCGCCGACGGCCGCCAGAGGACCGUCCGUUACACCGCCGACGAGACCGGCUUCCACCCCGAGAUCACCACCAACGAGCAGGGCACCGAGUCCAACAGCCCAGCUGACACCUCCCUCACCUCCAGCGCCCUGUCCGGCCCUGACGCCGCCCACGCCGCCGAGCCCGAGCGUCUCCGUCUCCUCGCCUCCGGAGGAUUCAAGUCCAAGGCCUAAACUGGAACCACUAGGACGCUCGCCCUAGCCGGAGAACUGGUGGCGCGCGCGGCUGGGCCUGCGGCGCAGGUCUACCCGAGCAUCGCGGCCAACGCCAUCCCACGGGCAGCGACGAUGACCACGAAGCGAUGAAAGAAGCGAAAAGGCUAUCUCCCACCCUAUUUAUGUUUUCCCGUUCGGCGUCUGAACCAGCGCCAUCGUGCUUACGUGCCUCGUGCAUCUGCGAAGGACUCAUUCAUUCCCAUUCGAACCAGGCGUCGCGCCAGAUGCACCGCGACCUUUUAGGCUUUUGAAGAAGAAACGUUCCACGUCGUACCCUCCAGUGGUGUGGCGCUGUUGAGGAGGAAGGCUCCCGGUUAUUUCCCGUCCGAGAAAGACAAGGAAAGAAACUGCCAUCUUUGUUUGUAAAUGUCCUGAAGCCAGAACAUGGAAUCUUGUUUGCCGUUUGUACGUCCUGUGUUUUGUGUCUCUUGUCCCCGUGGCCUCGUGCAAUCUUCGUUUGUUCAGACCACUACGUUCUUAACUUUUUUUCCCUUUUGCCUACUCGCUGUGGAAAAGGUUAGCACUCGUUACACCAGGCACCGCCGCAUACUGAUGUUGGCCUAUCGCUUCCACGCUGUGAUAGGAGAGGCUCCCUAACACCCUCGCAGAGCCCCUUCUCACGUAAAGCUAACUAGCAAGCUGUAGCUUUAAGUAACAACUGCGGGUCACGUUUUAUACGUAGAGUGUACAAAUACUUGUUCUUUGUACUUGCUUCUUACUACUUUUCUUUUCUUAACACCUUUUCUUACAACACAGAAGAAACAUUUCACUAUUUGACGGUUGUGGUAAACCCGUCGAUGUGUGCAAUGGUUCGACGGGGGUAGUCGGCACUAGACAUUGCAGCACCUAACUAGUACCUACGCCUUGCUUGUUAAGCGUGUUUGUCUACGUCACUGUCCAAUGUUCCUCUAAUUAGUUUUGUGUGUCCUUGUCAGUUCUGUGUACUGGUUUCACGAACUAUCAAAAUAAAACGCUAAGCAAGCCCUGUAUGAAGCAACACGCAA